CAAAUCCCACAAUCCUCUGCGCCUGUCACUGACGUCACGGGGAGCCCGGACCCGGCGUACCUCUGUCAGCAGCGGUGUGCGUUUGGCAACAAAAGACUAAUUUUGAAACAGUUAGCGACAUUUUAUCGACGACACUAUUUUUGGGGACUUUAUCACAGGCAGUAGUUGCCAGUGAUGAUACCGCCGCUGUUACUGUCCGUUGGAGGAAGAGGAAGAGGAAGGAGGUGAUGAUGAUGACAUGCAGUUAGCUAGCUGGCUGCCUGGCUGGCUGACGGACGGACUUGAGCCCACUGUGUGUGUGUGGUGUCGCCCCACAACCAGAGCAGGAUCCGGGACGACGAGAGGCGAAGAUGCCGCGGAGAAAACAAUCCAACCCCCAGCCGGUGAAAUUGGAGUCGGAGGACGGGGCGGUGGUGUGUGAGCCGGGCUGCCUGGUCCUGGAGAGCGACUUCCUGCUGAGCGGAGAGCUGGAGUUUGGAGACUCAGAGAUCAUGGGGCUGGAUAGAGAGUCCGGUAUGACGGUGUUCUCUCUCAGCGUUGAGGACGACCCUUCAGCACCAACAGACUCCACCUUCCCAGCUUUCCUCUCCUGUAAAGGAUGUGGUCAACUUCUGGGAGACACGCCUCUGGGGGCAGGUUUAGAUCUAGGUGUGGGCCUCGACCUGGGGGCGGAGCUUUAUUGUCUAACCUGCGAAGAAGGGCUCCAGCAUGAAGCCUCGAUCGACUCCUCUCAGGUGGAGGGCUCAAACCAGGCGGACCGAUCCGUCGGCGGUGGCUCCGACAGGAAGAGGAGAAGUGUAGGUAAGACAGGCGGAGCUGCUGACAUCCCUCCUAAACUGUACUCCUGCUCGCUGUGCGCCUUCACCUCGCGCUACUCCAACCACCUGAAGCGCCACAUGAGGACCCACGACGGCCAGAAGCCGUACCGCUGCCCCGUUUGCCCCUACGCCUCGGCCCAGCUCGUCAACCUGCAGCGCCACGCCCGCACCCACACCGGGGAGAAGCCGUACCGCUGCCACCAGUGCAGCUACGCCUGCAGCUCCCUCGGCAACCUGCGGAGACACCAGCGCAUGCACACGCAGGAGAGACCACAGAGGAGGGAGAAGGAGAAGAGACGAGGGAGACGGAAAAAAGCAAAUGCUGAAACUGAAGAAGUAGUAUCGGACCUGACCCUGCGAGUGUCCCAGGAUUCGGGUUACCUCCAGACCUUGGGGGGCCUCGGCUCUCCCUCCGCCCCGCUCCCUGUCCUCCUCUUCCCCUUGUGCUGCCAGGUGUGUGGCCUCACCCUGGAGGAGGCCGACCUGGAGGGGGACAAGGCUGAGGGGGACGGGGAGGGCGACGGAGGACAGGUGUGUCGUCGUUGCUCGUUGGACCUGCUUUCCAAAGACGGAUCCGGGCCUCCCUGCAGCCCGACCGUGUCUCGGGGAUCCCGGCGGGGUCAACGUGGCACCAAGUUGUACCGCUGCCCUCACUGCCCCUUCCUGUCCCACUACCCCAACCACCUGGCCCGCCACUCCCACACCCACUCUGAGGAGAAACCCCACGCCUGCCCGCACUGCCCCUACACCUCCUCGCACCUCGACAACCUCAAACGCCACCUGCGCGUGCACACGGGCGAGAAGCCCUACCAGUGUCCAUCCUGCAGCUACGCCUGCGGAAACCUCGCCAACCUGCGACGACACGAGCGCAUCCACUCGGGCGCCAAGCCGUUCCACUGCGGCGUCUGCGGCUACUCCUGCAACCAGAGCAUGAACCUGAAGAGGCACAUGCUGCGGCACACGGGCGAGAAGCCGUACGCCUGCGCCGAGUGCGACUACACCACGGGCCACUGGGACAACUACAAACGGCACCAGAGGAAACACGGACAUAACACGGACAGCUGGGACAAACACGCACCCACCAACGGCCUCAGCUGGGGCAAAGGCACUCAGGAGAGCCAGAGUCAGGGACAGGAGCACAGUUAGAGAGUGUGUGUGUGUGUGUGUGUGUGUGUGUGUGUGUGUGUGUGUUGUAUACACUGGUGAACCUCCAGCUCAGGUUGGAGCUAAACUCAGGUGCCUUUGACAGACUGUAGUACUGCACUGACUUUAUCAAGGGGCAUUAGUGUGUGUGUGUGUGUGUGUCACAUCACACACACUUUAGUAAAUGCAGUCUACAUGCUCAUGUUCUGAUCUCUAUUUUCUAACUGUGUGUGUGUGUGUGUCACGAAGCUAAUGUGAUGAAUUCAAAUGUUUUAUUUUUUUCUCUACAGAUAAUCUAUAUUUUGUAAGUGUGGGUGGAAUUGUGGAUUUGUUUCAUAAUAGCAGGCUGGAUCAUCAUCUCACAAGCUUUAAGUGGUUUUGAUUCAGUUUGGGUCAGGUUUUUAAAAUCCAGGAAAGAUUGGACUCAUUCAGUUUUUCGGUGGGGUUUCCUGUGCAGCUUCAGCCUGGUUCCAGACCUCUGAAUCAUCGCGCACACCUGUGCUUGUUUCCCCAGUCUACAAAGCUAACUAGCUACCUAGCUGUGUUCACGAAAGAUUGUGACAGAAAAAUGGCCCCUAAAACUGUUGACAAGAAAGAAAAUAAAAACUCUCAAAUCACCAUAUUUCGUCAGUCAGCAAGGCAAAUGCUAACGGUUCCUAGAAACCGCUACCACAACUUCUGUGGCGACUGAAAAUGAUGUCGAUGAGACAGAAACGUCACUCGCUAUAGAUUAUUCAGGGCAAAACAAAACAACCCCCGUCCCAACAAGAAAUCAAACAAAAGUCAUAACAUUAUGACGUACUUUUUUUAUCUUAAAAUUACAACUUCAUUCUCAUAACGUCGUGGCCUUUUUCACAACUUUAUUUGCAAAAUAAUUGUUUUAAACAGUGGCCCUAAUACUUUGUUGUAUGUAACACUCAAACAUUUCCAGAAUAUUGAAUAUUAGAAAAUGAGUCGUUGCUUUUCUGCAUUGAGCCACGCGUAUCUCUUACUUCAACCAGAAUUACAUGUUCAAACUGCAGCAACAGCUGGUCAAAAUGCCGUUAAAUCAUGAUAUUCGCUGUCUUUAAAGGCUUUUCAGCCUGGAAGUGCACAGGAGCCCUGCUGUCUGAAUGAGGCCAGUUUUCUGUCUGAACCUAACCUCAGGAGGAAUUUCAUGCCUUUUUUUGUCUUUUGUCUUGGCACCAGAAUUUAUUAGAUCUAUAUCUUGGAAUAUCCUGGAAUUCAAAUACCUUUUUAUUCCAGACGCUUUUCAUAAUUUCUCUUAGUAAUUCAGAGGACAUUAUAGCUUGUUUCAGCCUAGAUUUAGUACAAAUCAGCCUGUUUACCUCUCAGACGUUAACAAUUCAGGGAAGAAUAAAAACAUAUUUAGUCAUUAAAGAACUCUGAUUUUAUUAAACCAUGAAAUUUUCCAUCAAACAUUGAACAACCUGGUAUUUAUUUCAGUUUAUUUUAGUAUUUUGUUAGUAAAAUUUGGGCUCACAGAACGAGAUUCGGGUUCAGAUGUUCAGCUCGUGUUCGACAAAACUUUAUUAACAUGUAGGUUUCUGCCAGGGCAUUGAUCCCAAAACACUGUUUCUUCAGGCAUUAUUAAUAAGCUGUCGAAUCGAGUAGCAGUCAAUCAAGUCCAAGCUCAGAAAGCAGCUCCGCCUCAAAUCUAAAUGUCAAAACUGUGAAUUUAUUAGGCUGGGCAAACAUCUGAGGUAGAAAUGCAAUGGAAUAAACAAAGCUGGCUGGAGAAUGCGUGAACGUUUUAAAAGCCACAGCUACUCAACGAACUGGCCUUUUGCUUUUAUAAAUGACGGUUGGUGUUCAACAAGCAGCGGCUCUCUGAAAAAGGGAAGAUUUUCGGCACUUUUGUGAUACGCUUCAGCAAAAAAAAGCCCCCAGAGCUCAAAGUCACAUCAGAGUCAGAGCUAGUGUGUGAAAACCACGCAUCUACAAUUUGUUGUACAUUUUUAAUGAAGGCUGUUUCAAAAAAUAGUUGAACAUUUUUGGAAAUAUGCUUAUUUGCUUUCUUUCCCAAAAUUUGAUGAGAAGUUCUUAAAGUCAGGACGUGAUUAGCCUAGCUUAGCGUAAAGACUGGAAGCAGGGGGAAACGGCUAGCCUGACUACCAACACCUCUAAAGCUCACUAAUGAACACUUUUUGUAUUUUGUUUGUUCGACCUGCACACAAACAGAAAUAAAAACGUGUGAAGAUCUUGUCGUCACAGUGCUGUUGCCAGGUUUGUUGUUCACGGUGCCUUCAUAUCUCUAAUAAAAAAAAGUCUGAUUGAA
Siniperca chuatsi (mandarin fish) is the source of this 4239-nucleotide messenger RNA. RefSeq names its product zinc finger protein 513. The record is from RefSeq and is a predicted model, not a curated record. Bases 351 to 1964 code for a protein of 537 amino acids. Gene Ontology annotation, molecular function: DNA-binding transcription factor activity; RNA polymerase II cis-regulatory region sequence-specific DNA binding. Lineage: Eukaryota; Metazoa; Chordata; Actinopteri; Centrarchiformes; Sinipercidae. The transcript is spliced from 7 exons. Gene Ontology annotation, biological process: regulation of transcription by RNA polymerase II.